Xyrichtys novacula (pearly razorfish) is the source of this 3969-nucleotide messenger RNA. The record is from the annotation of a GenBank genome assembly. Lineage: Eukaryota; Metazoa; Chordata; Actinopteri; Labriformes; Labridae.
GAUUGGUUUGCUGUCAUAGUAAACGCGCCGCCCGCUGUUCCUUCUGCAGUUCUGCUGAGGGUUAUGCAGGCAGAGUUCUAACAAGGUAAACCUUUUUCCUUACAUGAAACAAACUUAUGGUAAUAAAAGGAAGUACUCGUUUGUUUUUAACGCGGGUGAAGGAGGAUAUUUUGAAGUCUACAUGAAGUCAGGAGGCUUGUUAUGUCGCUGUUGCUGUUUGCAUAAUACCAAAAACGUGCGGUGGCAGUUUUGUAACUGUCCGCCUGAGUGUCAUCUCAUUGCCGCCUUGUUUAUGUCUCACUGUUUUUCUAAUAAAGGAAGAGUUAAAUCUGAAGAAAUGUAACCGAAGUAAUAUUGUUGUUGUCAUGUAUAAUGCUUCUGAACAGCUCAAACAAAAUAGACAUGCACCAUAAGUUUGUGACAUUUUAUAAGGUCAUGUGGGAUUUUAGGUUUUCAGUAACAAGCUAUGCGGACGUGAACCUUUGAUUUCCAUGAGAAUGUAAAAUAAAAUGGAUUCAUCCUGUGUGUCUUGUACUGGUGAUGAAUUAUGAUUGCUGUUUUGAUGUUGAAAUUACCAUCUUCUCAAUUUAUAGGCCAACCUGUAGUGACUGCACUGUGAGAAAGCCUGCAAGAUGGGAACCAGGGUGUUUGAAAAGCCCAUGUCCAACAGUGUAUCAAACGGAGGGGCGAGGAUUAUUGUGGAAGAUGAUGAUGAAAUUCUCAGGUAUGAAGAUGAACUCUAUUUAUUCAGCUGUUGUAUUUGUCACUGUAGGGACAACAAAAUGUACUCAGUUCUGAUGGCUCUCUCUCUUUCUCCCUUCAAGUCCCACCGACCUGUCUGAGAUGUUAGCUGAGGGGACCAAAGAGUCUCAUGACAGAGCUGAGAACUGCCAGUUUGUCAAAGAUUUCCUCAGAGGUCGCAUUAAAAGGGAACUUUUUAAGGUUAUUAUGCAUAUAAUAAGCUAGUUCUGACUUAAGCCACUCUCAGUGAAUAUAGUUAUACUUAAAAAAACUAACUCCACUUUGUCAUGAUGCCACAAAUGUGAUCAGACGGAGGAGUUUCAUAACCAUAACAUAGCGGCAAUAUUUUUCCUGGGCAAACCUUUUUUACUUGCCAGUCUUCAAUGUCAUAUUACAAAUUACAGCUUCAGUUUUGUUUGUGUUUGUCCCACCUCCUCUGUUUCUGCGUCUUCUUCUAGUUGGGCACAGCAGCUCUGUACUUUGUCUACUCUGCCAUGGAGGAGGAGACGGAGAAGAACCAAGACCAUCCUCUCAUUGCACCAAUCUUUUUCCCCACGGAGCUGCACCGGCGUGAGGCCUUGGCCCGAGACCUUGAGUAUUUCUAUGGUGAAGAUUGGGAGGGUCAGGUCAGCUGAAAAUUAACAGACACUGCAUGCCAGACUCAAAGAAAACUAGACUUAAACUGUUGAAUUGAUCAUCCAGUGGCCAGGAAUUUAGCUAACUCAGUGACUAUAAGUUUUGUUUGGCUUUAAUAGUCUCUUUUUACUCACAGAUCAGCCUUUCUGCAGGAACCAAGCCUUAUGUGGACCGAAUCCAUGAGGUUGGAGCACAGGACCCUGUGCUGCUGGUUGCCCACUCCUACACCCGCUACAUGGGUGACCUUUCAGGUGGACAAAUCCUCAAGAAAGUAGCUCAGAGGGCACUGAAGCUCCCCCACACAGGAGAGGGUAUCAACUUCUAUCAGUUUGAGGGAAUCCACAGUCACAAAGGCUUCAAGCAGCUUUACAGAAGCAGGAUGAACGAGCUGGAGUUGGACGCUGAGACCAAACAGAGGAUUGUGGAUGAAUCAAACCGGGCUUUUGGCUUUAAUAUGAUGGUAAGAAUUUUUAGAAGACAGCUCUUUUACAAAAAUCACCAUAAAUUAGGUGUAGCACUGCAGAAAAGGUGCAAAGGUUAUUUGGAGGAGGGAAUAAAAAUUUAAGCUAUAAACUGUUUUAUUUUUAAAACAGGUGUUCACAGAGCUUGAGGAGAUAGGAAAAACCAUCAAAGAAGAAGUCAAAGAUGCAGGUUUUGGACACAGCCAUGCAGAGAUCAUGGAGGGAGGUGAUAUCAACAAGUGUCCCUACUAUGCAGCAAAGAUGGGUAAGACUGUGGGUCUGAAAGUAGCAGAAGUUUCGGUAACACUUCAUUGACGCCUAUCUCUUUAACGCAUUGUAAAUAUAUUUAUAAUACUUUAAAAUCACUUGAUAGCACUGUAUAACUAUAGUUAUAAACACUUAUAAAUGAUCAUAAUGCUUUAUAGCAAUAAUCAACACAUUAUAAAGCAUCUUACCAUGACUUACAAGGUCAGUUAUUAUAAUGUGCUAUAACUGAUAACAACAGUUGCAUUGCAUUAUCUAUGUGGGCAUUGUCAGUGAGUUGUUAACAGUUAUAACACAUUAUAAUACCUGACCUCGUAAGUCAUGAUAAAAUGCUUUAUAAUGUGUUAUGAUUAUUGCUAUAAAACAUUAUGAUCAUUUAUGAAUGUUAAUAACUAUAGUUAUACAGUGCUAUAAUGUGAUUAUAAUGGAUUAUACAUAUUGUAUUGUCUUGACUUACUUGCGACUAGAAAUCAAUAAACCUACAAGCCAAGACAUGGCUGAAACCGGCUAAACAUCGGUCUGUUCCAAUAAUAAUCCACAGUGAGUUUUAUUUACACCACACCAAAAAGUUCCAAAUGCACAAUUGCAUGAAAAGAUACAGGUUCACACAGAUUCGUCCUCGACAAGUGCACGAAACCCAAAUUGACGGUUAAAAACUUGUAUGCUCUCACCUGUGACAAAACACACACACCAGCCUCUAAUCAGUGCUAUAUAGGUUAAAGAGACACGAAACACUUCUGCCUCAGAUGCAUGGGAGCCACCUACUGGGAAAACAUCAAAAUUGUAUGAACCCAGAAUCGAUAUACUGCAUGAAAAAUUUAAAAUACACAAAUAUGGCACUUAACCAUAUAAAUCGGCUCCAACACAUGUAUUUAUAAUGCGUUAUAGAGAUAGGCGUCGAAUAAAGUGUUACCGAAAUUUCUAUUUAUUCAAAAAGAUAAAGUGCAGAGAGAAACAGUCUCACAGUUAUAAACAGUUAUAAAGACACCUCUGUUAUCGCCACUUGCAGUGUAACAUGUGAAACAGCUUGAAGAUGUCUGAGUGUAAACAUGCUGUGCUUUAUUAUUUUGAUUUUUAUCUUUUGCUUAGAGGUUGUAUGCAUGUAUGAACUCUAAACAAUUUGAGAAAUAAGAAUUUCUCCUUGAAGGUUCAUUUGAAACUUCAAGUCCUAACACAGUUACACUUUUACACACCCACCUCUCCUUAUUCAAGAGUUAAUUUAAGAGAUAGAACUCAAUGGUAAGCUUGAUCUGUGCACCUUUAAUACAGCAUGUGCUGAGUGUAAUACCCUUGAGCUACACUGAAGAGUAUCAAUUUGUAAAAAUGUUUGUUAGUGAUUACUGUCUCUCUGUUUUCUCUUCAUCUCUCACCUACUUCAUCUCUUCCUCUCCACAGCUGCCAGUGGGAAUCCCACCCACUUAUGUCAGUUAGCCAUGAUGCUCCUCAAACAUCCGCCCUGUCAGGUGGCUCUGGCUGCCUGGGUUGCCUUCCUGGCUGGUUUCACCGCCUGGUACCUUUUUUAGCUCGGUCUUUGUAGCAAAGGACUCUGUAACAUCAUGCCAAGUUCAAUCCUUUUCACUCCAACUCUUUUAGUCUUUUAAUAUUGUAUAAUUUAUAGAGUUAAAUGGAGAGUCAACAGAGACUUAUGGAAGCUUUGAUACAGCUACUGCAAAAUGCAAAACAUUUUCAAAGGAAAUAAAGUAUUCUCUGCAAAGAAGCCAUCUAAAUUUAUAUGCAUUUCUCUGCCAUAACAGUUGAAUGUAUAUUAUACUGCAGAUAUACUAAUGUACAGAUAUGUGUCCCUGUGUUAUUUGUUUUUAAGUUGUUCUUGACUCUAAAUAAAUGAGUUGAGUAAAGUCUGUAAAAA